ACUUCCCGCCGCGGUCUCUUCUCGCGGUAACGUUAGUAUACUGUUAGCUCGCUAGCUAACCCCAUCGUUUCCAGGUUUCGUGUCGACCUGAAAAAAAAAGCAAACGAAGAGAGACACAGAGAGGCUACGCAGCUGAAUACUUUUUAAAUCACGGCUGCAUAGAGGAGCGGGACAAUGCCACACAACUUCCAGCCCGGAGACCUGGUCUUCGCUAAAAUGAAGGGGUACCCCCACUGGCCAGCCAGGAUUGAAGAUGUGGCUGAUGGGGCAGUGAAACCACCUCCUAAUAAAAUCCCAAUCUUCUUCUUUGGGACACAUGAAACAGCAUUCCUUGCGCCAAAGGACCUUUUUGCCUAUGAAAAGUACAGCGAACGCUAUGGAAAGCCCAACAAAAGAAAGGGAUUCAAUGAAGGUUUAUGGGAGAUCCAGAACAAUCCACAUGCCUCCUACAGCGCCCCGCCUGUACCAGCCAGCUCUUCUGACAGCGAGGGCAACAAUGCCGGAGGAGGAAGUGAUGAAGAUGACGACGAGGAAGAAGUCCCGGUGCCUCAUAAACCAGACUUUGGAAGUGAGGUCGAAUCAGAUUCUGGGAGUGAAGACCAAGGAAGAGGAGGAGGAGGAGGAGGAGGAGGUGGUGGAGGAGGUGGUCCUGGAGUGAAGCGAAAGCCACCACCUGUUAAGCGGCCUCCCCCUCCCAAAAAGGCUCGAGGCUCGUCCAGCGACCGGGAUGUAGAGGAGAGCGGAUCCCCCUCUGAAUCAGAACCCACACCUUCAGAGUCUGACUCCGGCAAGAACAGUGACCAGGAUUUUACCCCAGAGAAGAAAUCUGGUGGACGAGGUGGAAAGAAAGCAGGAGGCAGAGGGAAGAAAAAGAAGGCAUCUUCUGACUCGGAGUCAAACUCUGGAUCAGGGUCGGAUAAGAAAGUGGUGGACAGCGACUCGGAGGACGAGAAGCCCCGGCCAGCUCUGUCCGGCUCUGAAUCCCAGUCUGGCUCAAAGUCUGAAUCGGACUCAGAUCCACCUCCCCGGAAGGGCCCACAGGCACGCAAGAAAGAAAAGCCUGCACCAAAGCCUCGUGCACGGAAACCCAAACCCGCCCCCGCAAAACGAGCACCUUCAUCGUCCUCUGACAGUGACAGUGACAGCGAAACCGACCGCAUCAGUGAAUGGAAGAAACGAGACGAGGAACGCAGACGAGAGCUGGAGGAGCGCCGGAAAAAGGAGGAGGCAGAGGAGCUCCGCAAGCUACGUGAGAGAGAGAAGGAGGAAGACGAGAAAAAGAAGAAAGACAAAGACAAGGGUAAAAAAGGGAGCGACAGUGAGAGCAGCAGCAGCUCGGACGAAGGUGUAGAUGAUCACCCACUGAAGAAGUCCAAGAAACCUCCUCCACCGCCAAUUCCCGCCCCCUCUGACUCUGAUUCCCCACCGCCGUCUGAUGUAAAGAAAUCAAAGAAGCCCGACAACCAGAAGAAGGCAAGAAUAAAGAAAGAGAAGGAGAAAAAAGAAAGAAAGGAGAAAGAGCUAAAAGAGAAGAAAGCCAGACGGUCAGAGGAGAAGUCCAGAGCGAGGUCCAAGCCUGAAAAACCCAAACGCAAACCAGAGAGGCCGCCAGAGAAGAAAGUUGAAAAGAAAAAGGCAGAGCCAUCACCAGAAGAAAAGCUACAAAAGCUCCACACAGAUAUAAAGUUUGCACUCAAAGUGGACAACCCAGACAUAGAGCGGUGUCUACAAGCCCUGGAAGAACUUGAGGCCGUGCCCGUCACCAGCCAGAUCCUUCAUAAGAACGCUGAAGUCAUUGCCACACUGAAAAAGAUUCGGCGGUAUAAAGCCAGCACUGCAGUCAUGGAAAAAGCUACUGAUGUCUACAACAAGUUAAAACUCCGCUUUGUGGGCAAGGGGGAGCUGCCAGCUAAACCUAAAACGGACGACAAGGAACCAGAAGAUAAUGAGGAGACACAAAACACAGACUCCACUCCAGUGAAUGGGGAUUCACAACAGAAAACAGAUGACAUGGAGGUAGAAGAAAAACCAAAAUCACCUGCCCAGGAGGAGAAUAAUGAUGAUACUGCUUCAAGUCCGAACAGACGGAGCCCAGAAAGUCCUGCUGAACAACACACUCACACAUAUGAAGAAGCAGACAACGCCAUCUCUGCAGAGAUGGAACCGCCGGCUGUAGAAAGCUGAAAGACCCUUAACAACCACUGCAGUGGACCAAGUGCUAAAGAUGGUGGCCUCUUUGUUUGACGUCAUACAGUGCCCCUGGCCCAACAACAUUGCAACACACACCCAGCAUUUCCUACACUAUCUGUUACGUCAAUGUUGAUGUUUUGGACAUUUUGUACUAUAAUGAUCUCAAACCAGAAGGCCCCUGUUGCUCAAACCGUUUGGUCCAUUAUUUAUCACAACAAAAAGGAAAGCUUAUUAGUGUGAUAGUUUGUGGCGCCGUACGAGCCCCCCCUCCUUUUGUUUUCUGAAAUGUACUUUUCCUUUUAUACGACACUCGGCCCGUCCUGGAUCCUCACCCUGUACCCCCUGUUCCUGGCUGCUUUGUUCUUUCUACCACAUGAACUCUUACUUUGGUCUUUCAUACCGUAUGUAUAUUCAAUGAUUACACUUUUAGCACUUCUAACCGGAAUAUAGGCUGGGGUAGUAUGAGAUGUAACUUUGAUGAUCCUUGUGGGGAAAUGGAGCCAUGACGUUAAUUUUUUCGCUAAUUUUUGUGCAACCCGUGCUUGCGUCUGUUGGCUUCAUUUUUUUAUAAAGCCUACAAAACAUCACAAAGGCCUUUUGUCUGUGUGUAUGGCAUUGUGAGAGUGGUAAAGUACUAUUUGUGAGUCUUUUAUGUUAAGUAUUUUUUUAAUUAUCUGGUCUUGAUCCAGUUAAUCCAGUCUGAAAUGUAAAGCCAUUAAUUGAAUCACUUCAAACUGUUUUCCAACAGAGGUCCACUGACUUUUUAUAGCCUUGUUUGCAAAUAUUUGCAUCUAGAGUUUUGUCUAAAUUAAUAAUUGCUGUGGAGUUAAAACACCUUGCACUCUCGUCUACCCAUAGUGUCCGCUUUCAGUAACUUGCAUAAUAAAUGGAAUAACUGUACAGAUUGAAAACUGCCCUUAAAAGCUAUUGAGAUCUCAUGUAGCUGCAGCCUAUUUUGCCAUUUUCCUGUCAUAUGCAUACAACAGGUGUUUUUAGUGCUAUGUAAAUUGGUAAAGCAUUUCUAUCACUAAGUUGAGACUUGAAUAAAAAUCUCAGCAUGG
Molecule: messenger RNA, 3251 nt
Organism: Morone saxatilis (striped sea-bass)
Lineage: Eukaryota; Metazoa; Chordata; Actinopteri; Moronidae
Gene: hdgfl2
Product: HDGF like 2
Exons: 15
Coding region: 175-2184 (669 amino acids)
Biological process (GO): regulation of transcription by RNA polymerase II
Cellular component (GO): nucleus
Molecular function (GO): double-stranded DNA binding; transcription coregulator activity
Source: RefSeq, a predicted model, not a curated record